AUUCUGGAACAAACAUGGCACGACCGAAAGUAAAAUUAAAUGAGGAUCCAUACUAUGGGCCGCUAAUCAACGACUAUAUCACCAAAAUCAUUAAAUCCGGAUUUUUGUUGGAUGAAGAUAUGGAAUGCAUUCUGGACGAAUUUACAUCUAUCGAUCCACCUCCAUCGCAGAGACACGAAAUUCCUAAAAAAACUGCUACUCAGCUUUUCGUCACUGUUACUGUCAGGUCUUUUAGCUAA
This is a messenger RNA of Acanthoscelides obtectus, 239 nucleotides long. NCBI's taxonomy places the organism in Eukaryota, Metazoa, Arthropoda, Insecta, Coleoptera, Chrysomelidae. The record is from the annotation of a GenBank genome assembly.